AUGGGUUCAAAAAUUGAAUACGUGGAUUCGUCACAUUUGUACGCCACAAAUUACGUUCGUAAUUCGAAAGCUAUAGGUGUGCUUUGGGCAAUAUUCACAAUUUGCUAUGCGAUUAUCAGCGUUGUGGCAUUCGUGACGCCAGAAUGGAUUGGCGAUCUUGAGACUGAAUACCCUAGAAAGUUUGGUUUGUGGCAGAUUUGUAGAACAGACGAGGUCAGCGAGGAUUGUAAAGGGAGGCUGGACGAGUUUAUGUCAAUAAAUGGAUUUGUUUUCAAAGUGACUACAGUGCUAGUGGCAGUAGCGGUAGCACUCGCUUUGUUUACAAUUUGUUCGUUACUCCUGUUUUUCUUUUGUCAAUCAACCACCGUCUUUCACAUUUGCGGCUGGUUACAGUUGUUAUCAGGUCAGUAA
Pieris macdunnoughi is the source of this 411-nucleotide messenger RNA. Lineage: Eukaryota; Metazoa; Arthropoda; Insecta; Lepidoptera; Pieridae. The record is from the annotation of a GenBank genome assembly.